This is a messenger RNA of Orycteropus afer afer, 2939 nucleotides long. The record is from RefSeq and is a predicted model, not a curated record. NCBI's taxonomy places the organism in Eukaryota, Metazoa, Chordata, Mammalia, Tubulidentata, Orycteropodidae.
GUGCGGAGAGGCGGGGCUUGCGGAGGCCCAGACUGCUCCCGCUGCGGGAGGUGAGGUUGGCUCAGCGCGGAACAGCGCAGCGCCCCUCGCGCCCCGGUCCAGCAGCCCCGGCGCCCUCACCUCGCACCCGCCAUGCCCGAGCAGCUCAGCGUCGCGGAGUUCCUGGCCGUCACCGCGGAGGACCUCAGCUCUCCAGCCGGGGCCACUGCCUUCGCAGCUAAGAUGCCCCGGUGCCGGGGGGCAGCGUUGGCGCGGGAGGAGAGCCUAGAAGCAGACCAAGCCAUCCUGCAGAGGAUAAAGAAGUCUGUGCGGGCGAUUCACAGCUCUGGCCUUGGCCACGUGGAGAAUGAAGAACAGUACCGAGAGGCUGUGGAGUCCUUGGGCAACAGCCACCUGUCCCAAAACAGCCACGAGUUGUCCACAGGCUUCCUGAACUUGGCUGUGUUCACUCGUGAGGUGGCUGCACUUUUCAAGAACCUGGUUCAGAACCUGAACAAUAUUGUCUCCUUCCCACUGGACAGCCUGUUGAAGGGGCAGCUGAGGGAUGGGCGACAGGCCUCUCUUUCCUUGGGAUCUAGGGCCAGGCUGGAGAAGGAGAGGGAUAGGGCCAGGGUGACAGGAGGGAGCCCUGGGGAGCUGGCCCAGGACACACAGAGAGAACGGCGCAUCUUCCAGCUGCACAUGUGUGAGUAUUUGCUCAAAGCUGGAGAAUGCCAAGUGAAGCAAGGACCUGACUUUCUGCAAAGCCUCAUCAAGUUCUUCCAUGCCCAGCACAACUUUUUCCAAGAUGGCUGGAAAGCUGCCCAGAGCCUGUCUCCCUUCAUUGAGAAGCUGGCAACCUCAGUACACACACUGCGCCAAGCCCAGGAGGAGGAACUGCAGAAACUAACUCAGCUCCGGGACUCUCUACGGGGGACACUACAGCUAGAGAGCAGAGAGGAACAGGAGAGUCUGGGCCGGAAGAACUCAGGAGGUGGUUACAGCAUCCACCAGCACCAAGGCAACAAGCAGUUUGGGACAGAGAAGGUGGGCUUUCUGUACAAGAAAAGUGAUGGAAUUCGAAGAGUCUGGCAAAAAAGGAAGUGUGGGGUCAAGUAUGGCUGCCUGACCAUCUCUCACAGCACGAUAAAUCGGCCACCAGUGAAGCUGACCCUGCUGACGUGCCAAGUGAGGCCAAACCCUGAGGAGAAAAAGUGCUUCGACCUGGUGACCCACAACCGGACAUAUCACUUCCAGACGGAGGAUGAACAUGAGUGUGAAGCAUGGGUGUCAGUACUGCAGAACAGCAAGGAUGAAGCCUUGAGCAGUGCCUUCCUUGGGGAGCCCAGCAGUGGCCCAGGGCCCUGCGGGGGCACAGGGCUGGACGGGGAGCCCCGGGACCUCACAAAGCUGCUAAUCGCUGAAGUGAAGAGCAGGCCUGGUAAUGGCCAGUGCUGUGACUGUGGGGCUCCAGACCCCACGUGGCUCAGCACCAACCUGGGUGUGCUCACCUGCAUCCAGUGUUCCGGCGUCCACCGCGAGCUGGGCGUGCGCUUCUCACGCAUGCACUCCCUCACCUUGGACCUGCUGGGCCCCUCUGAGUUGUUGCUGGCCUUGAAUAUCGGCAACACGCGCUUCAAUGAGGUCAUGGAGGCCCAGUUACCCUCACACAGUGGCCCUAAACCUUCAGCUGAGAGUGAAAUGAGCCUCCGCAGGGAUUACAUCGUGGCCAAGUAUGUGGAACACAGGUUUGCUCGCCUGUCUACUUUCGAGCCUCAGAGACUUUGGACAGCCAUUCACAACCGGGACCUCCUGUCAGUACUGGAAGCCUUUGCUAAUGGGCAAGACUUUGGACAGCCACUGCCUGGGCCAGAGGGACAGGCACCUGGAGAGCAUGCCCUGCACUUGGCUGUCAGAGUCGCCGACCAGGCCUCCCUGCCCCUAGUGGAUUUCAUCAUCCAAAAUGGCGGUCAUGUGGAUGCCAAGGCCCCUGAUGGGAACACCGCUCUGCACUAUGCUGCCCUCUACAACCAGCCCGACUGCCUCAAGCUGUUGCUGAAAGGGAGAGCUUCAGUGGGCACAGUGAAUGAGGCAGGAGAGACAGCUCUGGACAUGGCCAGGAAGAAGCAGCACAAGGAUUGUGAGGAGCUGCUGGAGCAGGCCCAGGCUGGGACCCUCACUUUCCCUCUGCCCGUGGACUACUCCUGGGGCAUUUCCAUGGAGCCUGGCUCUGACAGUGAGGAGGACGAGGAGGAAAAGCGCUGUCCUCUGAAGCCCCCAACCCAGGCACGCUGGGGCAGCGGGAGGCUGGACAUCAGCAAUAAGACCUACGAGACCAUUGCCAGCCUGGGAUCAGCCACCCCUCGGAGCCAGAGUGAGGAUUUCCCCCCACCUCUGCCAGUCAAAAACCCUGCUCGGACCAUGGUCCAGGGACGUGUAGGACAUGCCAGUGGAGAUUGUUCUGAAGCCCCCAGCCUGAGCUUGGAGCCCCCUGGGGUCCCAGAGAGUCUGGGCAGCCCAGCCUCCUCUUCUUCCAGCCUCAUAAGCCCUGUGGAACUUGGGAGUCCCAGCCAAGCCCCACUUGGUUCUGAGGAGAGCCUUAGGGAGCCCCCAGGCAUCACUCGACCAAGCCUGCCGUCUGGGACCACUCCUGCAGAGAUAUAUCCCCCUGUCAGGUUCAGCUCUGAGAGCACUCGCUCCUAUCGGCGGGGGGGCCGGAGCCUAGAAGACAGUCCCUCAGCCCGGCAGCCACUGCCCAAAAGGAACGUGCUGGUUGGCUUCACUGAAGGAGAUGGCUCAAGAACUGGGGCUCUCCCAGCAAGUUCUGUGCAACUUUUGCAAGAGUAGCUCCUUACUGUCUCCUGCGUGCCUGAACCACUCCCUUGCUGGAUCCCAACAUUCAGAGCCUGGACUUGAGGCUGCAAGACUGUGGAGCUGGGUCUCAUUCUCUUGGCCCCUCU